This is a messenger RNA of Sycon ciliatum, 5748 nucleotides long. RefSeq names its product cGMP-dependent protein kinase 1-like. The record is from RefSeq and is a predicted model, not a curated record. Gene Ontology annotation, molecular function: protein serine/threonine kinase activity; ATP binding. Bases 2318 to 5206 code for a protein of 962 amino acids. Gene Ontology annotation, biological process: protein phosphorylation. The transcript has 2 exons. Lineage: Eukaryota; Metazoa; Porifera; Calcarea; Leucosolenida; Sycettidae.
UUUUUUUUUUUUUUUUUUUUUUUUUUGUGCUCCUUGGGAGCAGGUUACACUUUCUGAGCUCCGUGUUCUUGGCUUUCUCCAAAGUUUUUCUGCCUGCCCAGGGCGACUCUGGCGUAGCCAGAGUCGACCCUGGAGCACCCUCGCACACUGCCAAGGUAGUGCUGCAUGUUUGGAUCGCGGAAUCGCGAUGUAGCUUGCAGGACAAUUUACUUCGAUAUUGUCACUGCUGCGUCGGCCGUGGUCCACCACUCGCAGUGGAGUAGCUAUCCCUCGAGUGCUGUGAAGAAUCCAAGCUCGAAGAAUGCAGUGGUGGGAAUUGCGGAUUGGCUGGUGGAGUGCUGGAACAAGUCGUUGUUUCAGUGGAGUGGACGAGCGAGUGCGGAGAGGAAGGUCGCAAUGGCGGAAUGGUGGGAAUUGAAACUUCAAUCUUUCGUCGUCAUGAGUGCACUGGUCAAGCGUUGCGGAAGUCUGUCGGAUUUGUGAGGCAUUGCCCUGCCGCUUACAUCAACAACGUGGAAGAACUGCUAGUGGAGUCCUGGUGGGAUUUCGGAUGCCCACACUCCUUUUGCUUGGUGGAUUCUUUCGUGGACAGUGUUUUUUUCGUGGCGUGAAAUUUUGAAUUUUUUUUCUUUCCUGUUCAUUUUCAGUUGUUGUCACUGUAGCUGUCAGGUUGUUGUUACAGAACUCGAACAUGAUUGUACAGCAGUCGUCCGUUCUGCUCCAUUGUUUCAUCUGUUUUGCCAGUUCUGCUAGCUGAUUCUCUUUAUUUGCCACUGCCCCUCAUAGUGCUCAUGCUUGGGUGGAGGGCGGCGUGACCCGUUUAGGGUAGCUGUAUCAUAGUAGUAGUAGUGUGUGUGUGUGUGUGUGUGUGUGUGUGUGUGUGUAUGUGUGUGUGUGUGUGUGUGUGUGUGUGUGUGUGUGUGUGUGUGUGUGUGUGUGUGUGUGUGUGUGUGUGUUGUGUGUGGAUUAGACAGUUAUCUGGCGCAAGUCUUGAUCUGUCUCAUUCAGAUCUUGUUCGCUAUCAUUGCUAUAAGAGAAAAUCUGUGGGUGCACAUCCAGUGCAUUUGCAGAUGUGUGUGCUUCUCUUGCGACGGGCGUAUGCAUGAUACAUGGUGUGUGUGUGUGCGUGCGUGCGUGUGUGCGUGUGUGUGUGUGUGUGUGUGUGUGUGUGUUGUGUGUGGAUUAGACAGUUAUCUGGCGCAAGUCUUGAUCUGUCUCAUUCAGAUCUUGUUCGCUAUCAUUGCUAUAAGAGAAAAUCUGUGGGUGCACAUCCAGUGCAUUUGCAGAUGUGUGUGCUUCUCUUGCGACGGGCGUAUGCAUGGUACAUGGUACAUGGUGUGUGUGUGUGUGCGUGCGUGCGUGUGUGCGUGUGUGUGUGUGUGUGUGUGUGUCGCACCAUUCCAGGCAGGCAUUACCAGUCAGUGGUAUUCUCUCUUUGAUUUCUGGACGACACAGUUUGGGCAGGGAUGAUAGGACUUAGUAGAAAUAUUGUGGAACUUACUGCAUAUCAGUGUGAGACCAAGAUACGGUUUCAAUGAUAUCAACCCUUUCUACGCACUUGUAAACAGUCUACCAUUAGAGUUUGGUGACGGCUGAAGUCUGCUCCUCUUCCUUUUACAUGUACAUGCACUCAAUCAAAUAUGCGUGAAACUUCCCUUCAAGCUACGGUACCAAAUUUCUGCUGAUUUUGCUGCCGGUAUAGUCACUAUUGCCUAAGCUAGGUAACAUAGAAGUACCAUGCACAUGUACAUGUAGAUCGACAAUUAUACGCACUAGCGCAGCUCAGAUUGCCAUUGCCUAUCAUUAUAGCAAUCAACAGUUUCUAUAGCGAUCUACGAUUGCGGUAGCUUGGGUGAAAUCUGGACCGGUAUACUACAUUGUAGCACAUGUGCAUCUCCGAAGCACACAGCCCAGCACCUUCCAUACACGAGGUAAACCACUGUCACACUGGCUCAGCUCAGUGCCAUGUGUGUGGCCAAGAGUAGAUGUACGAGUUGUCGGAGUGGCAUACAAUGACUCUUGCCAAGUCUUGGUGUCGCCUUCGGACUUCCAUAUCACCAUGUGACACUGGCAUAGCAUGAGCGUCAGAUAACACCCGAUCGACAAAGCAUUGAGCCGGCGCCCCACCUCGUCGGCCCCGAUGACACUUGACAGUCAGUAGAUCUACUCAGCAUAGCAGGACGGGAGGCGGACACUCAACAUUCUUCGUGGGUGUCUCGUUUCGCACCUGCUUCAUUCGAAACCAUCAACUCUGUUCAUAUUAUCUGAAAUCUGAAGGACCAGCCUUGCGAGUGGGUUCAAGGAAGGGUUCGCCGAAAUGAGCCGGGGUGUAGAGUAUCGAGUCGGUAUGCUCGACGACCCAAGCGAGCUCCAGAUGGACGAGGGCGAUCCUAUGCUACCAGCUGACAGCGGAUACAACGCUGGCCAAAGUGGCGAGCGGAUCGGCACCUACCGAAUGAGGACCGACGAGGCAGCCGCCACCGGUGCACCGCAACGGCCACGCUCCGCGAACAGUGGAUUGCAGCCCGUUGCCACUCGAUUGCCUGGGCAGCAGAAGAAGUCGCUCAACAUCAGUCUCGAUGUUCGUGGCUCCGGAUCGUCACCAGGAGGCAAGCGCAAGUCCAGAGGUAAUCGCAGCAGCGCGGGUGACGACGGAAUGGUCGAGCUUCGUGAUAUCCGCAGAACUACAUCGAGCCGAGCCGCAAAUACCAGAUCGGGGGACACAGGCCAGGUCGCUGACCAGAAUGCUGACCGCGCAGCACAGGUGCGGAGACGAAGCUCGGCGAAAAAGCGCCAGCGUUCCAUUGAGCGGAGCGAUUCCGCUACCCGCCUGCUCGAAGCUGUUGCUUUGGGAAAUGACUACGAAGAUCCGUAUGACUCUAGUGACGAUGACCACGUGAAUGCUGUGAGAAGCUCAUCAUUUGGCGGAGCCGAAACACCGGUAUCGCCAAGCGGGAAAAAGGCAAAUAGAGGUCGUCCGAGGUCUGCGUCGGACAGAGGUAGUGUGGAUGCGACGGAUGUCAGUGUCAGUGGGAGCAGCAGCAGGCGGAGAGCAUCAAGGGACAGUGCAGAUGGCGGCUCUGUACUCCAGUCGCACGAGAUAGAGAAGGUCUUGACUGUGCUCCGCGACAAGGACGAGAGAAUUGCAGACCUCGAAGCCAAACUCGAGCAGGGAACGUCCAAUGCACCCGGCACUGGUCCUGACGGCGAUUUCCUGAGUGAUGCUGGAGCGCAAGGCACGUCACAACGCAAACAGUCCAAUUUCACAGGCCUGGGCCUGCAGCUGCAGAUUCACCUUUCCUCGCCUAUGAAAUACCCUAAGCCAAGCCAGGUGUCGCAGCUGCUCUUGCGCAUUGUCCAAUCGCCGCAUUCACCGCUGCGCCACUGCUCUUUGUCGAGACAGGCGGCGGCAGUGGAGUGCAUGUAUCUGACUGAGCUGCCUGCCGGCAGCGACGUGGGAGCGUACUUCUUGGAUGCUCAGUCCGCCUGGCUGAUGUGCGCCGUGGAGAAAGGAGAGCUGGAGCUGCGUCGUGGCGACACGGCCGAGAUCAUUCGACGCGGCGCCGUCCUGAUGCUGCCCGUGCUGCCCGACUCGUGGAUAGCGUGCCGCACGCCGGUGCAACUCUGGAGUGUGGACUCGGUGACGCUGAACGAGCUGCACCGCUGCGACAACCUGCUGCGCAGCAAGGAGAACCUCAGCCUGAUGAACUCCAUCGAUCAGUUCCAGCAAGUGCAUGACAAGCACGUCAAGCAGCUGCUGCAGGCGCUGGACGAGCGGUUCUACGAGGAUGGCGACGACCUGCAGCUCAAGGGGCUGGAAACCGGUGACAAUCUCGUUCAUAUCAUCAAGGCCGGCGAGGUGCGCAAAGUCGAACGCACGUCCAGGAACAGCACGUUCUACGGCCCGUCCGAUGUCAUAAUUCCAACAAUCGAAACCGUCAACACGUGCCACGUGAAAGCAGUCGGCGAGGUGGUGUGCCUCGUUAUCGAGUGGAAGACGUGGCGGCAGAUUACCGAGUCUGAAAUCUCGCCUCUAUCGAGUCCCACCGGCACUUCCCAGAAUGGUGCUCACCGACCGUUCAGCCUUGGCAACACUCGCCGUGCAGCCCCGCACACUCCAGCCUUCCGCCGCGAUCGCCCCAGCGUUGCACUGCAGCCCACCAAGAGCCAGGGCAAGCGCCCUAGCGGCCGCCAGGACAUUGGAGUGGAGAUAAUGCAGCUUUGCCUCGGCGAUCUGGGCGUUGUUGGUGCGCUGGGCGCCGGGACGUUUUCCCGUGUUGAGCUUGUGUGCCUGCACGACAGCCCUCAGUGUACCUUUGCGCUCAAGCGCAUGUCGCGCCAGCACCUGACUCAAGGUCACCACGAGGAUCAAGCUCUGCGCGAGAAGGAGGUUCUGAACAUGAUCUCCGAGGACCAAUGCCCGUACAUCGUGCAUCUAAAACGCACGUUCCGCGAUCAUGAGUUUGUGUACUUUCUCUUGGAGCCGCAGCUUGGCGGCGACCUCUUCUCCCUGUGUCGGCGCCGCGGUGCCCUCAAGGAGAAGCAUGUCCAGUUCUACGUGGCUUGCAUCGUUGAAGCUCUGGACUACCUUCACAGCUGCAACAUCAUCUAUCGCGGCCUGAAGCCUGAGGAUGUGCUGCUGGAUAUCAACGGCUAUGCCAAGCUUGCCGACUUUGGUCACAGCAAGAUCCUGGAGCAGGGGGCAACACAGACCAAAUCAUUCUGCGGCUCGGCUGAAUACAUGGCCCCGGAGCAGGUGCUUCUGGAGAGCCAUGGCAUGCCGGUCGAUGUCUGGUCACUCGGCAUCACUACCUACGAGCUGCUCUGCGGCGUCACACCGUUUGCGCUUGACGACGUGCAGGCGGUCUACGCGGCCAUUCUGAAAGGCCUCGACACCGUUGGCUUUCCCAAGAGCAUGAAGCCCAAGGCAGCAGCCUUCGUCAACAAUCUCUGCAAGUUUGAGCCCCACAGUCGUACUGGCUGCACCGAAGAUAUGCGCACCAGCUUUGACGACAUUCGCCUGCUGCCGUGGAUGAGGACGUUCCGCUGGGGCCGGCUGCGGCAGAGGGACCUCAAAGUACCGUUCAAGCCGACGCUCGACAGCUUCCAUGACCUUCGCUACUUUGACAGUAUACGGCCAGAGCCGCCGAGUGUCAACAUGACGCAGACGUAUCAUAAGUCAGGCGGAUGGGAUUCCACCUUCUGAGAAACGUGUGCAUCGAGUGUGCUGUCUCUAAGUUAGCACGCGCCGCAGUCAUGGUUUGGUCUUGGCCCGACACUGUGCCGGAUUGGUCGACAAGUGCACGGCGACAACUGCCGGGCUAAGAACACACUGAGACUCGCGCUACUGCACUCUACUGCUGUCUCAAGCAGGCCCGCUGAGACUUGAAGCCCCGGCAAGCAGACUGGCCCCGGCUGGAUGGCAGUAGGUGCUGGUCACGGUCUCAUCUGAGAGUGUACUAGUCCGCAGACAUACCAUUGAGUAAGCCUGUGUCCAAGACCGAUACAUGUACUCCCCACUAUGAUAUUGACUUGACUGGUUGAGGCGGUCUGUUUCAUUUUGCCAGCAGCACUGAUUUCAAGUGUUCUGGAUGAUUGUUGAGUAACUUGCAGAGCAGGUGACAUUGAAGAGUGCUCUGCCCUGUAUAAUUAUAUGCUGAGCUUUGCGAUUUUAGGUACUGGCAGUGAAGCACGAUUGACAGAUCCUACUGUUGACUUUUCAAACUUGAAGCAUUUUUUAAAACUUUA